AUGUCGUCGACUCCCCUCCUCUCGUCCGGCGGCCUUCCCGGUGCCAUCCAGGACCACGCAAGGCGCCCUUCACAUGUGUCCGUUUUUGAACCGUCGCUGACCUGUCUGCAGCCCGUGUUCCUUCGAGCCUGCCACUCGCCAUGGAAGUUCGUUGCUCAAAAUCACCUGGUGAUCCUUCGAGCCCUGACGCUGGCAUACCUCGCUGCCACAUCUGCCAUGAUCGGCCACUACAAGAUCAACGUCGAGGUCUCUGAGACGACCAAGUUCAAGCACCUGUUCAGCUUCACCAUGAUUUGCCACAUUCUGGUCUUUGUCUACCACCUCAUCACCUGGGCUUGGACUUUUACCCACUUGUACCAUCCCGACCGCCAUGCGGUUCGGGGCGGAGUCGAGUCCGUGAUCAUCAAGGUCAUGUCUCUGCCUCACAACAUGGGAAGUCUCCGCAAGCAAUUCUACUUUACGCUGUUCUACUCGACGGCCACCGUCUUUUCCUUCAUGAACUCGGUCAUCUACUGGUUCAUCACCCGCGCCCACGAGGCGGGCGGCGAAGACGCAAUUGUCGCGGCCGCCGUUGGUGGACUGGAUGUGCUCGCGGCUCCCGGCAAGGAUGUCAGUGCCUUGGUGACGGCGCAGAUGCCAGAACAACCCUUCAGCGAUCUCUUCGGCGAGGGGUGGUUCAAGGCCUUUGUCCUCAUCACCCUGCACGCUAUCAACCCGUGCAUCAUGGCGAUCGAGAUUCUCUUCUUCAACAGUAUCAAGCGACCAUUUGCCCUUGGAUCUCACUUUGUUGGCCUCAUGGCCAUGUCUGGCCUCUACCUGGGUUGGGCCGCAAUCGGCAAGGCUCUGACGGGCGAGUUUCCCUUCUUCUGGCUCGACGAGGAAGAGGUUGGAUCCAAGGAGGCCGUGACUACAUACUGCGUCGGCUUCGUUUUCCUGUCGCAGAUCCUGUACAUCUUGAUGCAGGGCUUCAUUUACAUCCGGGAGGGCCUGACCAAGUCGAUCCAGGGCGCCGAGGGCUCCAAUGGGGCGCUUCACUCUUGA
This is a messenger RNA of Purpureocillium lilacinum, 1041 nucleotides long. RefSeq lists its product as uncharacterized. The record is from RefSeq and is a predicted model, not a curated record. Lineage: Eukaryota; Fungi; Ascomycota; Sordariomycetes; Hypocreales; Ophiocordycipitaceae.